Candoia aspera is the source of this 4785-nucleotide messenger RNA. RefSeq names its product coiled-coil domain containing 125 (gene CCDC125). The transcript is spliced from 11 exons. Bases 1117 to 2658 code for a protein of 513 amino acids. Gene Ontology annotation, cellular component: cytoplasm. Lineage: Eukaryota; Metazoa; Chordata; Lepidosauria; Squamata; Candoiidae. The record is from RefSeq and is a predicted model, not a curated record. Gene Ontology annotation, biological process: negative regulation of Rho protein signal transduction; negative regulation of cell motility.
CUUAAUAAUAGUGGGUUAUUAUUUUAUGUAAUAUAUGAAUAAUAUCUGUUAACCAAUCCAUCGGUAUCUAAUUGAGCUGAAAUCUGCAUAGGAUCAAACUUUUAAUGUAAGUUGUACAGAAGUAUGGGGUAAUUUGAACAGGAUGAAUGCAUACAUGCUGUUAAUAAUGGUUUGGGUUCCUAUAAUGAUUACUUGUAGAAAAAGGAUAUUUUCCCUUUACUAAAUUAAAUUUUGGGGAGAUGGUGAUGAUAGGUUUGCAGAUAAAAAAAAAUUACAGGUAUCAGAAAGUAAAAUUAUUGGGUGUUUCUAGUUUGUGAUUUUAGGUCAUAUUGCUGACAGUACUUCUGAUAGUAAAAACAACAUAGAUGUUUUGUAUGAAAACCAAUAAACAGAUGCUUCAUUUAAUUUACCUUCUGUACAUUGAGGAUAUUGGUUCUUGGAACCUUGUCUUUGAUUAUUAUAAAAAUUGCAAUAUCUAGUGAGUAAUGUUUUGAACAGUUAUCUAUUUGGAUGAUGUAUCUUUUGGUGAAUUGGUACUGUAUUGUAAUAUAGUUAAUUUUCAUUUAAAAGAUUGCUUGCAAAGAAGAAAAAUUACUCAGAGUUCAUUUGUAAGAAUAUUAUUAUUGGUUACAUUCUAUCAAAGAAAACUUGGAAAGCACUUAAAUGGAGAAUUGGAUGAUUUGUAGCAUAAUUAGGCACUACAUAUAACUUGAUGCACCUUCUACAAUUGGUGAAUUAUUAAGUUAAACAAUGCUUUCUUUUUUCUCUGAUCUAAAUAAACAAAGCACCUCAGUGUGUUUAUGCCAGCAAGGCACAGUUUUCCAGUGAUGGGCUUUUGUAAUCUAAUUGUGCAAUCAUUUUUGUUUUGUAUGCAGUAAAAACAAAAUGUUUCACAUAACUAGAUAAUUUUAAGGAUGGAAGGCUUGGAUCAAUUAGGAAACAUGAUUAUAAAAAAAGAUACUGGCUAAAACAUCUGUAAGCAUAUUAGAACAAGUAUUAAAAAAUGGCGGCAUCUUACAUCUGAACAUGACUCUAAAUUUUCAUGAAUUUGUUUUCUAGUAUACCUUUACCUGAAGAUUUUGGGAAAGUGUGGAAGCUGGGAAUAAGAAGUCAUUUAUGUUGCCAAUGUGUGAAGCAGUCCUAAUGCAGAGCAAACUGGGUGAUGCCUCAGAAGGUGAAGAUGACAUGAUAUACGGAGAUUUGGGAAAUGGAUUGAAAAAACAUAGUGAUAUUUAUGAACCAGAAGGCAUCCACAAUUAUACAGUUAGGUCUAGAAGUGGUUCUGUAAGAAAGAACUUGCCAAAUGAUGGAGAAGAAUAUGGUGCAGUGUUUUUUCAUUGUUCAAAAUGUAACAGUUUGAAUAAUGUGCCAGUCAAAAAUAUUGGAAUGAAUGGAUUUGCUCACCUCAAACGACAAGCCAGUUCUGAGUCUAAUUUUGAGACAUCAAAUGAAGAAUUAAAGCAACAUCUGCAAGAAAUUUUAGAGGAAGUAGAGAUUUUAAGAGUGGAAUUGGAAGCAUCUCAAAGACAACUUGAAGGCAAAGAGCAAGCUUUAAAAAUUCUGCAGAGCAUGGCUGUUUUGGAGAAAGCUACUACUCAUACUAAAGCAGUAUUUAUAAAAACAGAGCAGCAAAAACGAGCUUUAGAAAAGGAAAUAAAUGUUCUGCAGUGGGAGAUCAAAAUUAAUGAGGAAAAAUUAAAAAAUGUAGACGAGAUCUGGGCAGAGAAAUACGAGAGAAUUUAUUGUGAAAAUGCUGCAUUUAAAGAAACACUUAAAUUGAAAACUGAAGAAAUUAAACUAGUGAAGUCUGAGAACGAACUUUUAGAGCAACAGCAUUUGGAGAUGAUUGCGAUGCUUGAUAUAAAGCAGCAGAAGUUUGUUCAAGAUAGUAUGUCUCUUAGCAAGAGUGGUGUUACUGAGGUUACAGGACUUGAAUUGGCAGUACUUGGAGCCUGCGCUUGCAAUGGCCCAGAAGGAGAACCCUGUUCCUGUGCCAAGAUGUCAGCAGCAACUCGAAAGCAACUUCUUCAACUCAAGCAAGAGUUUGAACUUCUGAAGAAGAGUAAAGAAGAAGCUUAUAUAAUGGCAGAUGCCUUCAGAAUAGCUUUUGAGCAGCAGCUGAUGCGGAGGAAGGAGCAGGCUUUCAGGCUUGCACAGAUGAGUAAGAUCUGCAGAAAAGAAACUAAAACAGUAAAGUGGAAAAGCACCAAAGAAGAUGAAAAAAGAAAAAGCCUGGGAGAAAAGCUGAUGGGCAUGCUCGCUUCUGGCACUGAUAGUAAGAAAGUAGAAGAACUAGAUAAUCCACUGGAGAUCAUUAGGACGCUAAUAGACCUGCUGAAUGAUAAGGAGGAGAUGUUGGCUCAUCAAAGGAAGGUUAGUUAUAUGCUUGCUCGUGCAUUGGAAGAUAAAGAAGAUACUUUACAGCAAAAGAAAGAAAAUACAUUUUCAGAGGAAAACUUUACUUUUAAGAACAACCAGUGCAAAAAAGAGUUAAAACCCCAAUGGAUUUUUCCUGAAUGUUCAUGUUGUCAAACAUACACUGCUCAGGAUGGCUUUUCUUCAGCUUCCAAUACAUACCCCAACAGAAUGCCAAAUUCUCAUUCCAUAGGAUCUAAGGAAAAUAAACACAACUUCAAAGAAACUGCUAAUAUGAAGUAAGAUACUGCUUUUUAGGAAAAUGUAGAUCUAGGAGGAAAACAAUGACAAGAACUUCCUUAACAUUUUCCUUCGUAAUUUAGGACUCUUAAACUCCAUCUGUGCUCCACUGGACAUACGGAACUUUUAAAGGAGUGGACUUCUUCAUGACUUCCAUAUCAGGGACAGGCCUAUAAACAGAAAUGCAAAACUGCUCAUUAAAUGGAAGGCAGAAGGAAAAGCUGAAAAUAUCCAAGGGUUUGUGUAUCUGUGGAACACCUGCACUGAACUGUAAUUCUGCCAUAAUUCAGGAAACGAACUAUAAAAUUACUUUAAGCAUAUUUUACCAUUUAAGUAACUUAAAAUUUAUAGAAAAUAAGGAAAUGUACAAUUUAUUAUAGUUGGAUUGUAUUCAGCAGUCUCCAUCUGUGAACAGAAGGCCUUAUUCCAUUUUUCUAAAGACUUCUUGUGGUUUCUGAUCUCACAGAGUGCUUUGCUAGCAGAACCAACUAAUGCCCCCUCUGCGCACAUCUACCACACUCCUGCUGCAUGCUUUCUCUGUUCCCUGAAAACAAGACAGACAUUUUUAAUUACUUUCUCAUCUGAUUCUUCUAAGCUGGCCCUUUAAGCUGGUUCCUUGUCAAGACUCUUUCCACAGGCUAGAAACCAUUUUUGUGUGCGCGUUCAUCCUUUUGCAUGCUGUUUUCUUUUCAGCAGAGAGCAUUUUCUCUUUUUUCAGACCUGUCUGAUGCAGCUCUGAAAGUUUUCUUUUGCUGCUCUUUCUUUUUGUAUUAGCUUCUUGUAUCUAUGCUGUUCCUCAGUGGCAGAAAACUAGAAAGAAGCUUUUGCCUUAAUCAAGGCUUGCUAAUUCCCUCUUAAACUGUCUCUCCUUGCAAUUAUGUAGCAUGAAAGGGAAACAUUUCACUUUCCAGAUGUAGUUAGACUCCCAAGUCCUGUCAACUCCAGACAUCACAGACUAUGUUUGUGUGUGAUGAGAAUUAAAGGCUGUAGUUUCUCACCCUUGAACAUAUUUUAUAGCUCAAGUAACUUUCUUUUUGAAAAUUAUGAAGGAACAUUCUAGAAUUUUCAUUAAAAUUCAAUCAUUUACUAAUUUAUUUGCAGCAAUGAAUGAUUGCUGAGAUAUUUUUCAUUUGGAUAAAUGUCUGCUUAUUGAUUUUCAUUUCUUCUGGACCACAUUUUCAUAGGAUACAGACAGACAAAAUUGCUACAAAUUGCAUCUCUUCAUUGAACAAGAGAAGGCAUAAUGGGAUUCAACCUGAUCUCCAUAGAAAGUUCCCUGCCUUGUGCAGGUAUAUAUGUGAAAGAAUGAUUGCAUGAUCAGAUGAAAUCUUUUGUCUUAGAAAAUGUGGAGGUCUUUUAUACAUUAACCCACAUUUGUGUAAAAUAUUAAUCUGUACACUAUAUACAGUAUGUACAAACUACAUAUAUAAAAAAACACUGCAUGUGAUCAUUUCUUCACCAGAUUUCCAUAUCAGAAAGUUGGAGCACGAUGGCAGCUAACUUGGAAAUGUGUGCACAAUAUAAAUUUGUGUCGUGUUCACAUUGGAUGUCUGUUUAGUGCAUACAGACAAAUGCUGCAUGUAUGAGUGAGUGGGUGAUAUGAUACAGGGUUUCUUUUCUUGAAAAUAUCAAAUUUAUGGAAACAUGGUCUAUAUUUUGUUCCAGUGGGUAGGUUCACAUAUUGCAUUAAGCCAUGGUUUACUUUUAGCCAUAUUUUUAGUAAGUCCAUAGUUUACAAACCAUCGUGACUAGGUUCAUAUAGCACACUAAGCUAAUCCCAAUUCACAUAAAACAGAUAAGUAAACCCAGCCUUCUUCUGUCAUCACUGAUUUUGUAUUUGGAAGUCUUGCCUGUUAAUAGUUAUGUUGCAUGUAUAUGUUGCCACAGUAAUUUGAAUUUCUCUUGUAAUGCUUCUUAAAUAUUUUCUGUAAAUUGAAAUGUUUAACUUUAUAUAGAAACAUCUCCAAAAUCUUUAAGAUAAGCGAUUAUAAUUUUUUUUGAACAGUGGAUGUAUCUAAAAAUUUUAGAGUAUAUGGUGGGCAUUCUAAUAAAAUGAUUGUCACUCUAGGGCUUGCUCAUACACAAAAUAUCUCCCAUGGUAAGCAUGACCAAAAAUAAAUACUGAGAGGC